Messenger RNA from Xiphophorus hellerii (green swordtail), 881 nucleotides. RefSeq names its product androgen-dependent TFPI-regulating protein. NCBI's taxonomy places the organism in Eukaryota, Metazoa, Chordata, Actinopteri, Cyprinodontiformes, Poeciliidae. Gene Ontology annotation, cellular component: endomembrane system; membrane. The record is from RefSeq and is a predicted model, not a curated record.
CUUUAAAAAUGCCUUCCACCCUGAGGGCGGCGUUCCACAUCUCAGCGUUCGGCUGGUACACUUUCAUUGUGAAUUAUCUGGCAGCAAAGGAUGGAGAGGAGCUACCUGCAGGACUCUUCGUCUAUGGAGGACCAUGGAAGUACCUCACCUUCCUGAACUUGUUAUUGCAAAUGACGUUCUUUGGCCUGGCAGCAGUGAACGAUCUCCAACCAGGGAAGAAGGCAGAGAGCGCUCUGAACAGAUGGAAAGACCUCCUCUUCUCCGUCUUUGCCUUCCCUGUAGGGACGUUUGUGGUUGUGCUCUUCUGGACGAUCUUUGCCUAUGACAGAGAGUUAAUCUACCCAGCAACCAUCGAUGCCUUCUUCCCUCCCUGGAUAAACCACGCCAUGCACACAUCGGUCCUUCCUGUUUUGCUUGGAGAAGUGCUGGUGCAGCCUCACACGUACCCACAGACGAGGCAUGCCCUGGCAGCGCUAUCAGUCGUGGGCUUGGCUUAUUUAUCCUGGAUCGUGUGGAUUUAUCUGGCUGUGGGAGUUUGGGCGUAUCCCCUCCUCGGUCACUUCAGCGCCGCUGGCCUGCUGGGCUUCUUCUUCUUCAACAUGGCGGUGGCGUCUCUGCUCUACCUGCUCGGCGACCGGCUCAACAGUCAAAUCUGGAGUGAGACGUGUUACAUUUAUUCAUGGCGUUUAGCCUCUUUGUGUGGGUUUCUCCUUUAUAUCGCUCCUCUUUUGUUUUCUUUAUUCCAGGAAAGGACAAAGUGGAUUGAUUUCUGCAUGUCUGAGACAGCUGUACCCCAUAUAACUACAAUUAUUGUUUCCAGGUCAAAACAAAAAUACAUGACAAGAAUCCAAGCAGCAUAAUAAAUCAGCUUCCACACGCUA